CACCGAACCCAUACACCCCACUUUCAAUAUGUACAUAUGGUAACCAUAUUUGCAUUGAUCUAGCUACGGAAACAUGGAAAAGUCCCGCAAAUGGUGUUUCUGGAGGAAACCGAAAAUAAAAGCAGCCCUUCCAAUGCCCGUAAUCCUAUUGCUGCUCUUAUGCAUAUUUGAAACAGGAAUUAGUUCGACAGCUGAUCAGUUUAAGGUAGAUGGGAAAGUGUUGGAGUUAGACGAAGCCAACUUUGACUCAGCUAUUUCAUCUCUCGAUUACAUCCUCGUUGACUUCUACGCCCCUUGGUGCCGCCACUGCAAGCUCCUUUCGCCCCAGUUAGAUGAAGCUGCUCCUGUUCUUGCAGGAUUGAAGGAGCCAAUAGUGAUAGCCAAAGUUAAUGCUGACAAAUUUACCCGUCUUGCUAGUAAACAUGAUGUUGAUGCCUACCCUACCCUCAAGCUCUUUAUGCAUGGUGUUUCUAUGGAGUAUUAUGGACCAAGGGAAGCGGACUCACUUGUUCAAUAUCUGAAGAAAUUUGUUUCUACCGAUGUGUCUAUUCUUAUCUCAGACUCUGCCAUUAGUGAUUUUGUUGAAGAAGCUGGUACUUUCUUUCCUAUUUUCAUAGGGUUUGGCUUGAAUGAGACGGUGCUUUCUAGCUUAGCUAUUAAGUACAAGAAAAGGGCAUGGUUUUCUGUGGCAAAGGAUUUCUCUGAUGAGGCCAAGGUAUUGUAUGACAUGGAAAAGGUUCCUGCUUUGGUAGCUAUUCAUCCGAAUUAUAAGCAACAAAGCAUUUUUUAUGGCCUUUUUGAAGGUGAACUUUUGGAGGAUUUUAUAAAACAGAAUUUUCUCCCUCCAGUGGUGCCCUUGAACCCUGAGACAUUGAAGCUAUUGAAAGAUGAAAAGAGAAAAAUUGUCUUAACCAUCACUGCGGAUGAGAAUGAAGACCAAACACAGAACUUGAUCAAGUUAUUGAAGGCUGCUGCAUCUACAAAUCGUGAUUUAGUGUUUGGUUAUUUUAGGCUUAAGCAAUGGGAAGACUUCGCUGAUAAAUUUGGAGCCAAUGAGAAGACGAAGUUACCAAAAAUUAUUGUCUGGGAUGGAGAUGAGGACUACUUUUCUGUUAUUGGUAUUGAUGGCCUUGAUAAUGAGGAUCAGGGGUCUCAACUCUCACAAUUCCUUGAAGGAUAUAGACAAGGAAGAACAGAAAAGAAAACAGUCAAAGCGCCAUUAUUUAUGGGCUUCUUCAACUCAGUAGUUGGUAUCGUAGCUUUCUUCAUAAUUUUCAUCAUUGUUGCGAUGAUGAUCUUGAUGAUUGUACUACUAAUCAUUAUUAGUAAAGACAAUGAACCUGUCAGGGUUGGCAGUCGUGAAGGGGUUGAUCGUGCUGACAACUCCGAGGCUGAAAGCAGUCAGCAUGGACCUGGGAAGAAAGAAGAUUAAAUCAAGGUAUAGUAAGAAAAGGAUUUUAAAAAUGACAUAGGCAAUAGAGUUGCAGAGAGGUAGACAAAUAUGUUAACAAUGCUCUGUUAAAAUCGAUGAUAUACUCACUGCAAGGCGCCUUGUUUCAAGAAAUCAAGCAUUCAAGGGCAAGUAAUAUAGUUUGGUUCAUCAUGAUUCCUUUUUCUUUCCUUUAAA
Messenger RNA from Gossypium arboreum, 1627 nucleotides. RefSeq names its product protein disulfide isomerase-like 5-2. The record is from RefSeq and is a predicted model, not a curated record. Lineage: Eukaryota; Viridiplantae; Streptophyta; Magnoliopsida; Malvales; Malvaceae. The transcript is spliced from 5 exons. Gene Ontology annotation, molecular function: protein disulfide isomerase activity. Gene Ontology annotation, cellular component: endoplasmic reticulum. The coding region runs from base 74 to 1432 and encodes 452 amino acids. Gene Ontology annotation, biological process: response to endoplasmic reticulum stress; protein folding.